Microdochium trichocladiopsis is the source of this 798-nucleotide messenger RNA. RefSeq lists its product as uncharacterized. The transcript has 2 exons. Lineage: Eukaryota; Fungi; Ascomycota; Sordariomycetes; Xylariales; Microdochiaceae. The record is from RefSeq and is a predicted model, not a curated record. The annotation marks the transcript as partial.
GUAGUGACACUAUGGGCAAUCCAGACGCAACUCUUACCCCAAAUCAUUGCCAACCGCGCCGCUUGGUUAAUGACUAGCAGAGGCAGAGCUAGAAGGCUGAAAUGGGGUCUUGUGAUUGUUAUCGGGUGCAUUGAUAUCGCCGUUUACUACAUCUGGACUACCGCCCACAUGCCAGGAGCUACACCUUCCCAGAUUCAUCUUAACCUUGUGUUCGAAAAAGCUGAGAAGUCUUUCUUCCUCGUCAUUGAUUUGGGGCUCAAUGCAUACUUCUUAUAUUUGGUGCGCUUCGGGCUGAUUGCUCACGGGCUAGGCAAGUAUUGGAGGCUCUUUAACUUCAAUGCCGGAAUGGUGGUUGUCUCUACGUCCAUAGAUAUUCUACUACUUGGCUUCUUGAGCUUGCCAAACCCUUACUUAUACGUCCAAUUCGCCCCUCUCGCAUACAUAGCCAAGCUGUACAUCGAGCUCGUAAUGGUUAAUCUGAUCUCGAAAGUUGUGAGAAGCGGUGCGGCUGAGCAAGGAGACGGCCGGUACGGGAGCAGCAGUCACAAAUCUAACCCAACCAAUUAUAUCACUUCCCGAGUUGUCGUGAGCGGCAGUCACGCCAUGACGAAGUCGGGUAACACUAUUUUGAGCAAGUUAGGAAUAGACGCGCCAGCUCGUCAAGGCAGCUCUGGCUCGGAGAUACAUCUAGCCACAGAUCCUGGCCCACAUGGCAUCACAAAGACGGUCGAGACUACAGUUGUGAUGGACAAUGGCGAGGAUGGUCGCAGCGAUAGGUCAUCUAAGCAGAGUGUAUAA